ACCUCAAAUGCAGAAAUGCAGAACCUGCUGAAAGAAGGAAAGACAGACUUCACUCUGCCAAUCAGAUUGCGCAGCGGCAGAGGGUAAAUAAAUAUGGCGGAUUUAUACCAUGCAGCACAAUAAGGCGUUUAAUUGACAGGAUAAUAAAACUAGAGGGUGUCAGCUAUGGAGAAAAGACAGCAAGCAAAAUCGUGAUGUUUCUUUUCUUUUUUUUUUUCUUUCUUACGAAACGUGCGUGAGCAUCCCGACAUGGAGCCUAUUCUCUCUCUCAUUAGGAUAUAAAUGGAUCUCCCUGUUCCAGUAUCGCCCCGUUUGGACUGCUCGAUGAAUUGUUAAAAAACAGUAUUUACAGGCAGGCUUGUAUUAGACUCAAAUAGCUAUUUAACAAAAGAAGACGGUUUAAGAAGAAUAUGGGAUACAAGGUCCCAGGUGCUGCAAUGGAUCGUGUUAGCCUGCUUUGGCGGUUGAGGCGUCGAGCCCGUCGAGGGGUUUUGUGCAUGACCCUAUUUUGCAUGACUAUGGCUGUACUGUAUACACUGUGUGCUGAAAACAGUGUACCUGUCACUGAUGCCAUCUUUGGGGUGAGGGCAAGGACUCGGGCACAGCCAAGGGCACACUCCAUUGUAAAGGUGCUUCGGGGAGCGGGUGGAUCAAAACCGAUGUAUGUAGACCCUCAAAAGCUCCCAGGUGUUAUUCCUGGAGAUCCUCAAAAGCCUAUUCCUGUCCUCUCAUCCUUAAACUACUCAGUGGAGGCAAGUCAAAAGGAGCAGCACUCAGGGAGCAAAGAAAGGGAGCGACAUGGGCUUUUCGCCUGGCUAUUGGGCAGACCAUUGAGGCGUGCGCUGGAGACUGUUCUGGGGGCCCGAAAAAGAGCAGACAUAGCCCGCCAGAAAAGGGAAGGUUUCUCUGUCACCAAGGGGGCGGGUGGAGUGAUGUGGAAUGAUGAGAUGUCCAGCAGCAUGCUGGACAAAAGGCUGAGGAAGGUGGUGCAGAACUAUCAGGCGAUGAAUAAAUAUGGCGUGAAUCUCUCUAACUCAGAAGGUGGAAAAAGACGACAAAAACGGAGUGGCCCAGAGCUCCUGUGCCAACUUAAGGAGAUGGAGAAAAUUACCACAUUAAUGCCAGAGAUGGAGCCAUUUAAUAAAUUUCUCUGGGCCUCUCAGCUGCCUGCAACACCCCUGACCUCUGCACUUGGCCCAUUUAAAACAUGCGCUGUUGUGUCGUCUGCAGGUUCUCUGCGAAACUCCAGACUAGGGAAAGAGAUUGAUGCCCAUGAUGCAGUGGUACGAUUCAAUGCUGCACCCACUUUGGGCUUUGAGAAAGACGUGGGCUCUAAAACUACAGUGCGCCUGAUCAAUUCUCAGGUGAUGGCAUCAGAAGAUCACCACUUCCUGUCCAGUUCCUUAUACAGCAGCGGAACUUUAGUGGCCUGGGAUCCUGCACCUUUCUCCUCUGACCUCAGUGAGUGGUACAACAAGACGGAUUAUCCAAUAUUUAAACAAUAUCAGCAGUACAGAAAGCUGCACCCUCAACAGCCGUUUUAUAUCCUACAUCCCAGCAUGGAAUGGCAGCUUUGGAAGCGGCUGCAAGACAACAUGGCUGAGCCUAUUCAGAAGAACCCACCUUCCUCAGGCCUACUAGGGACAGUACUGAUGAUGUCACUAUGCGACGUGGUCCAUGUCUACGAGUUCCUGCCCUCACGGCGCAGAACCGAGCUCUGCCACUACUAUCAGAACUUCAAAGACAUAGCCUGUACUAUGGGAGCUUAUCACCCUCUGCUCUAUGAGAAGAAUCUGGUGAAGAGGAUGAACAAGGGUUCUGACAAUGACAUUUACAAUCUUGGCAGGGUGACACUGCCUGGAUUUAACACCUUGAACUGUACACAGACUUCCAACUCUUUGACUUCUUUCAAAGCAUAAAUGAAAGACUGUAUUUAUUCAACUUAGCAUUCGGGAUGUAACUACAUUAUUUAUUGCAUGACUCAAUGUAUGACUACUGCAGCUUAUUUAGAAAAACGAAGCUGGUGUGUAGGAAGCUGGCUCCCUCCCCAUAAGCUGUACAUGCUUUUGUUUAUAUGCUAUUUGUUAAUGAGAUUGCUUGAAUACCUAAAGAGAACUUAUUUGCCAUCACCAGUCCAGAGAAUGGUAAUUGUGAGUGCCACAUGUCAUAUGGAUACCAAGUUAGGACUCAGCUGCCAGUUUAUUAGUUAAAUCUACCAAGGAUGGGAGAUACGCUUUGUGCCUAUAUUACUGACUGUAGCUCAUUUGUCGCUAUGCAUAAUUUGUCAGCUCCAAUCGAUCAAUGUAAAGAGACCACCAUAGGACCAGCACUGAACUGAUAUUAUUUGGGUGGUUGCCCGUGUUUUAGCACAGCAGAGACAUUGACAAAUCAAUGUGUAUGGUGUUGGUACAAGGGUAUUACUUUUUUUUUUAACACCCAUUUGCGUGGUCCUAUAGUGAUGCCUUUCCCUUGUAGUAAGAAAAUAUAUGAGGGGUUCACCUGAUAAAAUUGCUAAACAUGAGGUCUAUGAUAUAAACUUGGGGUAAGUAGUUACAUUAGUAAGCUGUCAUGAAAUGAACAAAAUAGUAGCAAGACAGAGCACAUAAUCUUAUUUAACGUACUCCAAUUGGUGUCCACUUUGGUGCGGGUGUCCAAAGGGAAUUAUAUUGGCCAAAAGGGAAUAAUUAAGCUUAUGCACAAAAAAAUCUCCAAAAAUUGGCUGAACAAUUUGGAUACGCAAUACUGUGCAAAAGUCAGAGUCCACUCUUUUGUUUUCAAUCAAAUAAUUGUACAAUAAUUACAAAAAGUACAGGACACUAAUUCUAUUUUCAAUCAAACACCCAUGCAGUACUCUAUAUGGCCAAACGUUUGUGGACACCUGAACAUCAUACCCAUAUGUGGUUCUUCCUCAAACUGUUGACACAAAGUUGGAAGCACACAAUUGUCUAUUAUGUCUUUGUAUGCUUGAACAAUACAAUUUCCCUUCACUGGAACUAAGGGGCCCAAACAUGUUUCAGCAUGACAAUGCCCCGUAUACAAAGCGAGGUCCAUGAAGACAUGGUGUGCCAAGGUUGGAGUGGAAGAACUCAAGUGUCCUGCACAGAGUCCUGACUUCAACCCCACUGAACACCUUUGGGAUGAACUGGAAUGCUGACUGCACCCCAGACUUCUCUUGCCCAACGUCAGUGCCUGACCUUACUAAUGCUCUUCUUGCUAAAUUGGCAAAUCCACACAGCCAUGCUCCAAAAUCUAGUGGAAAGGCUUCCCAGAAGAGUGGAGGUUAUUCUAACAGCAGAGAGGGACUAAAUCUGGAAUGGGAUGUUCAAAAAGCACAUAUGGGUGUGAUGGUUAGGUGUCCAAAAAACUUUUGGCCAUAUAGUGUAUUUAUGCAGGUCAAUAUUAAAGUUAUAUUGUAUAUAUUAUAUUGUAAUAUUACAAAUAAAAUAUUGAUCUGUGUAAUUUUCUGUUAAAUACUUUUCCCCAUCAUUAUUGUUCAUUAUUGUUAUUGUUCAAAAAUUACACAAAGGCCAUCAUUAUUGUUUGCCACCAUAUAAUUAACAAUAAUUGCCACUUGAUUGAAAACAAAAGUGUGGUCUCUGACAUUUGCACAGUACUAUAGCUGACAAUCUAGCAUGUAAUUUGACUGCAAAUAAAAAUAUGCAAGUCAUCUCCAAUGGAGGCAACAUUACAAAUUCAGAGAGCACUGAUGUCCACUUUCUAUAACAGCCUGUCAAUAUAAAUGGAGCGACUAUUAAAAACAGUUAUUUGUUAAUAUGCAUAGUCUUCUAUGAUGUCUCUUUAAAAGGCCCAAGUCAAGAUGACGUUUUAAUGUAUAUAUGCAUUUGUUUAUUGCACUGUGAGGCUUUAUACCAACAGAAAUACUGUUCAACCUCAUUCUUUACGGAAUGUUCCUGCAUGCGUAGCUUAAAUUGCACUGCACCCUAACGUUGAGCAUUGAUAAACUUCUGUUUCAUUCUUCGUGUUAUUCUUACAAAAAGAGGUUUGCUGAAAGUGCAUGAAAGUUUGGUUUUGUUGCCACAAAGACAACUCUUGCUCUCAUUUGUGAAUCAUAGUAAGCUGAUUUCUGGUUAUUGGCUUAGUCAUGAGAUCUCAUUAUCGCAUUAUCUGCAUUCUGAUGAACCUACUCCAGACGUGUCGGAGUAUGAAAACUACACUACAAGAUCAAUGUAAAAGAGAGCUAUGCACAUUUCAUUCCCACUUAAGAAAAUGACAACAGUAUAUUUAUGUAUAUUAAGUAUAUUUUCUCAUAUUUUUAGAAUGUGAUUUUUCUCUCUCUCUGUACAGUGCUAAGUUAUUUGAACAUUCUGUCAGCAGACACAGUAGACAUUCAAAUACCAAAGUUGUUAUGCAUGUGACUCAGUUCCUAUGGGCCUGCGGACCCUAUGUUGAAGGGGGAAAAAAAAUCAGCAUGUACACCACAAGUAAAAGUGCAAAUAAAUUUUAGAGACGUUUGUUGGUUUUUCAUGUCACUUUUUAUUCAUUUUUCGUAUUAAUUCAUAUUCAUCAUUUCAUUUUGUUCAGUUACAGUUGUGAUUGUGUGAAGAAUAAUCUAGACACAAUAAGCUUCAUUUUACUUUUCCACUGACUGCACAAUUUUCUGUUUGUCCACUGCACUUGGGAGAUGACCAAAAGAAAAAUUUCUUCGAGAAAAAGAUAAAGAACAAAUUAUGACUAUAUUAUAUAAAAAUUCUAUAUAUCUUGAUUGUAUUCCUAAUUCUGCUUGCAUUUUCAGGUGCAAUACUGUAGUGCAUGACAGCAGUUGACAUUUGUAUUUAAAAAUGGCAAAACUGACACAAUAGGUUAAGAUAUUAUUCUGAACACUAGUCUGACCACCUACUAAAAGCACACACUGAUUCAGUGCACAUGUGGAUUUGAUCUAAAUCACAGAAAUGUAUAUCAAUGUAUACUCAAGUGUUAAAAUACAGUUGCGGUUUGCGGCUUCUGUCUCUGCCACUAAGACCAGUUUAGGCUCUUUUUUUUUUUUUUUAUCUCACUGCUUCAUCUAGACAAAAUUGCCUUUAGUAUCUGUUUCACAAUCAAUCCACCUUGGUUGCGAUAACCAAGAAACGUACAAUUAAACUUCUUAACAUCCCAAGCUUUCCAUACUCUUGUACUGCUAGCACUUUUUUGUCCACAGUCUUAUUCUGUUGUCGUUAAGCUUGACAAUUUUGCCACGUAUCACUGUAUAAUGAAGUACUACUGUGUAUGUAUGAAUUAGCAAAUAUAAAAUAUGUGUGGGUUUGUGGAUUUUGAAUUGUCACCUUUAAGAAAGUAAAUUGUAUGCAUGCA
Molecule: messenger RNA, 5310 nt
Organism: Pangasianodon hypophthalmus (striped catfish)
Lineage: Eukaryota; Metazoa; Chordata; Actinopteri; Siluriformes; Pangasiidae
Gene: st6gal1
Product: ST6 beta-galactosamide alpha-2,6-sialyltranferase 1
Exons: 8
Coding region: 411-1919 (502 amino acids)
Molecular function (GO): sialyltransferase activity
Source: RefSeq, a predicted model, not a curated record